Drechmeria coniospora is the source of this 543-nucleotide messenger RNA. RefSeq lists its product as uncharacterized. The record is from RefSeq and is a predicted model, not a curated record. The transcript is spliced from 2 exons. Bases 1 to 543 code for a protein of 180 amino acids. NCBI's taxonomy places the organism in Eukaryota, Fungi, Ascomycota, Sordariomycetes, Hypocreales, Ophiocordycipitaceae.
AUGGGAAGCAAGGAAUACAAGGGCCCUUCCAAGAAGCGCCUCUACCUCCAACACCCCGAGCCGGACACGUACCUCACCCGUCGCCGCAUCACCCGCGUCAUCCCGCCGCCGUGCAAGGAAUCUCCUCCGAAUCCUCCUCCUCCUUGCCCCAUCAUUGUCGAGCCCGUGCCCGCGCCGUGCCCGACGCCCCCUCCGCCUCCUGCCCUCCCUGCGCUGCCGCCACCGGAGCCGCCGAUCGAGGUCAUCGCCGUCGACGUCGAGCCCUCGGAUCACUCCUGCAAGUCGAGCCGCUCCCGGAGCAGGAGUCAUCGCCGCAGCACAGAUCACGACCGGGAGGUAUACGUCGAGCGCGAGCGCUUCGUUCCCGUUCCCGUUCCCGUCCCCGUUCGCGUCGAGCCCAGAUACGACACCUACCGCUACGUCGAGGCGCCGAGGAGACUGGAGCAUGUUCCGCCCCGGAGGAGGCUCGUCGAGGACGAGAGAGACCGCAUCACCGUCAGCAUUGACGAUCAUUACCGGACGCGCGAGCAGCGUGACCGAUAA